Molecule: messenger RNA, 2668 nt
Organism: Bacillus rossius redtenbacheri
Lineage: Eukaryota; Metazoa; Arthropoda; Insecta; Phasmatodea; Bacillidae
Product: histone acetyltransferase KAT8-like
Exons: 7
Coding region: 166-1569 (467 amino acids)
Biological process (GO): positive regulation of transcription by RNA polymerase II; negative regulation of DNA-templated transcription
Cellular component (GO): MSL complex; chromatin
Molecular function (GO): transcription coregulator activity; histone H4K16 acetyltransferase activity
Source: RefSeq, a predicted model, not a curated record
CUUUGGUGUUUAUAAUAACUGUUGAAUCUCUGAAUUCGUCGUUGUUAGUACACAUAAAGGUUUCUUGUUUUUAUUUUGUUAAAGUGCAUUUAAAUUACUGCUUACUGAACGGCAGUUUUGGAAUUAAAUCCAUAAUUACUGACGUCGCCGUCAAAAAUUGUCAGAAUGUCAGAAAUGUUUGUGUUAAAGCAGUUGGAUGGAAGUGACCAAGAGUUGUUUGAAGAUUCGUUAGGUUUAGAUGAUAAUUUAAUGAGAAAACAAGAAAACAGAAACUUCAGUAUUAUGAGUGACUCUAAAGUUGACGGGGACAAUGAAGACGACGAGUUUAUGGAAGGAAUGGAAGGACUGGUGGACAUCGGUGCACAUUAUUUGGUUAAAAGACCGGAUGACACAUGGCAGUCAGCAGAAGUGAUUCAGACAAGAUACAUUGAACCAGAUGGCCAUUGGGAAUAUUAUGUCCAUUACGAAGGUUUUGAUCGCCGUCUGGAUGAAUGGGUUACCCGAGACAGGAUUAUGUGCUCUCAGUUGGAAAUGGCAGAGCAUCGUUGGACAAAUGCUCAGAGGCUCAUCUCUGGAGAUGCAAAUGAUAAAUCAGAUAGGAAAAUUACAAGAAAUCAGAAGCGUAGGCAUGAUGAAAUCAAUCACAUCCAAUUGACGUAUGCAGAGAUGGACCCAACAACUGCUGCUUUAGAGAAAGAACAUGAAGCAAUUACCAAAGUGAAAUACAUCGAUAAAUUACAGUUUGGUCGCUACGAGAUAGAUACAUGGUACUUUAGUCCUUAUCCUGAAGAAUAUGGAAAACAGCCCAAACUGUGGAUAUGUGAAUACUGUUUGAAGUACAUGCGUCUGGAAAAGACAUGCAGGUACCACUUGAGUGAGUGUACUUGGCGCCAACCUCGCGGUAAGGAGAUAUAUCGUAAAGGUACUUUGUCUGUCUGGGAAGUAGAUGGCAAAGACCACAAAGUUUACACCCAGAAUUUGUGUCUAUUGGCAAAGCUUUUCUUGGACCACAAGACACUCUAUUUUGAUGUUGAGCCCUUCAUGUUUUACAUAUUGUGUGAAGUGGACAAACAGGGUGCUCAUCUAGUAGGUUACUUCUCUAAGGAAAAAGAGUCCCCUGAUGGAAAUAAUGUUGCCUGUAUUUUGACACUGCCACCUUACCAGCGAAUGGGAUAUGGGAAAUUCUUGAUUGCAUUCAGUUAUGAGUUAUCAAAACUAGAAUGCACUGUUGGUAGUCCUGAGAAGCCAUUAUCAGAUCUUGGCAAGUUGAGUUAUCGUUCCUAUUGGUCAUGGGUGUUGCUUGACAUUCUCAGGGACUUUAGAGGAACUGUGUCCAUCAAAGCUCUCAGUGAAAUGACGAGCAUCGCGCAGACAGACAUAAUCUACGCCCUGCAGUCAAUGAACAUGGUAAAGUACUGGAAAGGGCAGCAUGUGAUCUGUGUCACACCCAAGCUCAUUGAGGAGUACAUAAAGACUUCACAGUUAAAAAGUCCAAGGAUGACUGUUGAUGUGUCGUGUCUUCGAUGGAGCCCACCGAAGAAAGUACAAGUGAAAUUGGGCAAGAAGUGAUGUGUUUGUAAAGGUAAACAUUACAUUGCUAAUGGUAUUAAUCUUGCAUUUAUGUGCCAUCCUAGCACUAUCAGGGAUUACAUAAGUUCUCCCUAUUUUUGUGACCAAGAAAUAGUUCUAGGUUAGAAUCCUUGGAAGUCAUUAAUGUGUGUAGCAUUUUGUUAUUUUGAAUUUAGAUUAAAUUAAUUUGAUUAGCUGCUCCCUGAUUAACCUACUGGAAUGAAAGCAAGGGCAUUAAUAAGAGUUUUAAAUAUAAUCAAUAGAUAUUUAGAUACACCAUGCAAACUUACUCUUAAAUUAAUUUAUUUAUAUAUGUUAAAUGGUAUCUGAGUGGCAUCUAUUUGGUUUUUCUUGGCAUAACACAGAGCCCAUCCGGGUGGUAAAAAUUUUCUUUAUUCCUGCACUUGAGAUCUAGAACUUCACACAGAAGCUUCGCAGUUCAGAAAUGCACCUUAUUUCAUCAUUUGAAAACUUGAUCUUCAUACAAAUUUAUUUAAUUUAAACUUUUACCAAAAAAAUUAUUGUGCAUUGAUCUUUUUGAUGGAAUAUGUCAUUAAAAUUAUAUUAUGAAAAGUAAUAGAAUCUCUAUAUUAUUGAAGGAAUAAAAUAUGGGGGAAUGACAUGCAAUCUCUUUGUCACAGCAAAUUUGUUGUUUGAUUUAACGUUGUACGUUCAUUGGAUAUAAAUGUAAGUUAUUAAUUAAAUUUCAGAUUGUCCAUUCUUUUCUUUAUAUUUACUUGUGGGGAAAAAUAUUUUGAUGACUAUUUUUCUAUUGAAACAACAAGUCCUCAUGUGCCAUAUAGCAGCUAUAGUAUAUUCUGAACAUAAUGUACAAUAAAUGGUCCUUUGUGGCAGAGAGAAGUUCAAAACAUGGGUGGCUCCAGGAACACUAUUCAGGUGGAUCUUUUGUAAGAAGAAAGGAUACAUGUUAGAAAUAGGCAUAAGAAUGCUUACAAAAUUAUGGUGUCAAAUACUGAACUUUCAAUGUUUCUUAAAACGUUUAUAAUUUUAUGCUACUUUUGAUGAAAGAAUUGUUUAUCGCCCGAAUUAAGAUAUUUAAGUAAAUGUUAACGUACUGUCAAAAAUAAAACAAAAUAAA